AGCUCCCUGCGAGCCAGCAUCCCCCUGACCCCAAAACUUAGCGGGGCAGGGGCUUGGGGAACAGCACCGGGGCUGGCGCAAGAGCUCGGGGGAGAGCACGGGAGCUGGUGCAAGGGCUCAGCACCCAUCCUGCCUUCAGCAUCCGUCCUGCCUUCAGCACCCACCCUGCCCCCAGCACCCCCCCUGCCCCCAGCACCCCCCCUGCCCUCCUCCCGGCAGCGCCCCGCCUGCCGGCACCGCAGCUCCCGCACCCCGGCCGCGCUCCGCGCUGGCUCCGGAGCCGCUCUGCAAGCCCCGGGGGGUUUUGUCUCGGCUCGGACAGAGGGGUCGGGGGGUGGCACGACCCCAGGAGGAGCCCCCCGGUGGAGGCGGCUCGGCUGCGGGAAGCAAGGAGGGGGGCGCGGGGAGCCGGGCGCGGAGGAAAGCCAGGCGGAGCAUCCGGGAGCCGCUCCCUCGCACAAGUCCCCGAGGGAAAAGCCGAGGCUCGGCUGCCCUCCGGACAGCGCCGGGCUCCCUUUAUUCAUUACCUGCCCGGGAUUUGGGCUCCGAAGGGCUGGGAGCGGGAGAUGCUGGCAGAAGUUGCGGCGAGCCCGGCUGGCGAGGACGGGGGCUGAGCGGCUCCGGAGCGCAGCGGGAGCAGCUGAACUUUGGGGUUUUAGAGCCACCCCUUUCCCCUCGGGGGUCUCUCCACGGCUGCUCACGGCACUUCGCAGCACCCCGGCCCGCUGCUCCUCUCCCCGCAAGGACAGGCACCCGCGAGGAGAAGCUGGAGGAGGGCAGCUUGGCGUCUCCUUGCCGGAUGACCGAAAACACCUCCCGGAGCCCGUCUCCCCGGCUUUCAUCAGCAAACGGAGUCGGGGAGAGGGAGCCGAGGAACAAAAAUGAUGCUGCUCAAAUUCCCUCCAGCACCUGCUGUUUCCCAAGGAACUCCGUGCCCCUAGGGGCUCGCCGUGUGCCUGUCCCGGAGUGAGGACCGAUGGACCACGGAUGCAUCCCGACCGCGUCGGGUAAGAAUUUGCUGUUGAGAAACCUUCCCCAGCAAGGCUUCCUCUGCCUGGUUUGCAGUGUAUGGUUCGGGGUAAGCACGGCAGUUUUUGCCUGUUUCUUUCCCUUUUAAAUCUCUCGGGCUUGGAGAUCUCUUUCCUCGCCGCAAUUAUGAUCAUUUGCAACAUCAGUGCCAUCAAAGAUUGGAGCGCUUUCCUCUCCCAGAUCCUCCCCAGCGUCAACAAGACUCUGAAUUUGGUACAGCAAGUGGAAGCCACCACCAGCUCGGUGGUAAGUGUCCUCCAGGACCCCGAGCAGGACAACUACCUGUCCAACAGCCAGUCCAUGAACUCCAGCAAUUUCACCGCCGGCCUGGACCACUUGUUCCAGUACUCGUACUCGGACAAUGACCAGCUUUACAAGGAGUACAAACCCCCUCCUCGUGAUGCCAUCCCCCUGCCCAAGGCUGUCCUCUACCUUCUCAUGGCAGCCCUGGUGGUGGUGGCCGUGGCGUACGCCAUCGUCGGGCACCUCAUCAAGGACCUCGUUCAUGACUUUAUAGACUGGAUCUUCGGCCCCAGCCCGGACGACAACAGCAACAAAAGCGACGUCAACUGCAUCAGCAGCAGCCUCCACGAGAUGGGCGAGGGGCCCGAGGCGCCGCGGCGCCGGGACCGCCAGCCCCACGACGUGGCCAUCGCCAUCGGCGAGACCUGCCAGCUGCCACAGCAGACGUGACCGGCGGCACGGGACGCGUGGCACGGAUGGGGAAGGACCAAGGGAAACGUCUCCGUGGUCCCCUCUCGCCACCGGCAGGACCGUUGGGGUGGACAGACGGGUGCUGCUGUCCCGCAGAACCCCUCGCAGGGAUGCAGGGGGACAAGCAGAGGGGGCGGCUGUCACUGUGCUGGGGGGGCGAAGUGCUCCUCGUCCCCGCUGUGCCAAGCCCUAAGGACAUUGCUGGGGGGGGCAGGAGGGCUCGGUGGUCCCACCCCGGUGGCUGCCCGUGGGUCCGUGCCCUCCUUUUCUUCCCUGUGAGUUGCGACAAGGCAGCUGGAGAAAUGCACCGGGGGGACGGAGCUGGAAGAGGGACACGGCAGGGACGGGACGGGAGGCGCUUUGGCACGCCCUUGUGUCAUGUUAUGGGGACAGGGUGGUGAAAAGGGCAAAGGAGCAGGCAGCAGACAAGGAGAAACGGGGGUGUCCACCCAAAUCCCUGCUCACAGCCCCCCACGGCCUCCUCGUCCCCCCUGCCGUGCUGUCUGUCCCCUGAGGUGGACGGAUGGACGGACAGGGCCCCACCUGCAGCCAACCCAGCUCUUUGGGGCGCGGGGGGUGGGGGGAGGCCAAAAUAAAUGAAUAAAUAC
Anas platyrhynchos (mallard) is the source of this 2351-nucleotide messenger RNA. RefSeq lists its product as uncharacterized. The record is from RefSeq and is a predicted model, not a curated record. NCBI's taxonomy places the organism in Eukaryota, Metazoa, Chordata, Aves, Anseriformes, Anatidae.